Molecule: messenger RNA, 2753 nt
Organism: Oryctolagus cuniculus (rabbit)
Lineage: Eukaryota; Metazoa; Chordata; Mammalia; Lagomorpha; Leporidae
Gene: SLC14A1
Product: solute carrier family 14 member 1 (Kidd blood group)
Biological process (GO): urea transmembrane transport
Cellular component (GO): membrane
Molecular function (GO): urea transmembrane transporter activity
Source: RefSeq, a predicted model, not a curated record
AAAGCCGCUGGGUGCCGGCCCCUGGCACUAUCUUUUCUGAGACACUCGCCUUCUCAUAGAGCCCAGCAGGCCUGUAUCAGCCACCGCCUUCUGCCGGGGGGAGCCAGCUGCAGUUUGAAAUGCAAUAGCCUACUCGGUCGGGAUUGAGACUUGAGCAGCAGCAGCCUUGCAUUGCCUUCUCACAUAGGAUGUGUGACUUCUUGAAGCUCCCUGAAGACACGCAAAUGCUCUAGCAGGAUAAAAUUCUACUAGAGUGAACCCCAAGUGAGACAGAAGAAGAGCUUGCCAUGGAGGAUCUCCCCACUAUGGUUAAACUGGACCACAGUGAAAACCAGAUUUCACCAUCUCGAGGCAGAAGAUGCAUCCCCAAGGCACUUGGCUAUGUCACCGGCGACAUGAAAGAAUUCGCUGAAUGGCUUAAAGACAAGCCUGUGGGACUCCAGUUCAUCAGCUGGGUUCUCCGGGGCAUAUCCCAAGUGGUGUUCGUCAGCAACCCCAUCAGUGGCAUCCUGAUCGUGGUGGGGCUCCUGGUCCAGAACCCCUGGUGGGCUCUCACAGGCUGUGUGGGUGCAGUGGUCUCCACCCUGACUGCCCUCUUGCUCAGCCAGGACAGGUCGGCCAUAGCAGCGGGGCUCCAGGGCUACAAUGCCACGCUGGUGGGAAUACUCAUGGCUGUCUUUUCAGAGAAAGGAAACUAUUUCUGGUGGCUGUUAUUCCCUGUAUCUGCUGUGUCCAUGACGUGCCCAGUCUUCUCAAGUGCAUUGAACUCUGUGUUCUGCAAAUGGGACCUGCCUGUCUUCACCUUCCCUUUCAACAUGGCCUUAUCAAUGUACCUGUCAGCCACAGGACACUACAAUGCGUUCUUUCCAAGCACGCUGAUCAUACCUGUAGCCUCCGUUCCUAAUAUCACCUGGCCUAACCUCAGCGCCCUGGAGUUACUGAAGGCUCUGCCAGCGGGAGUCGGACAGAUAUACGGCUGUGACAACCCGUGGACUGGGGGUAUUUUCCUGUUCGCCAUCCUCCUCUCCUCCCCGCUCAUGUGCAUACACGCUGCCAUCGGAUCUUUGCUGGGCAUAGUAGCUGGACUCAGCCUUGCAGCUCCAUUUAAGGACAUCUAUUUUGGACUCUGGGGUUUCAACAGCUCUCUGGCCUGCAUCGCAAUUGGAGGGAUGUUCUUGGCACUCACCUGGCAGACCCACCUCCUGGCUCUUGCCUGCGCCCUGUUCACCGCCUACCUCGGAGGAAGCCUGACAAACCUAAUGGCCAGGGUUGGACUGCCGGCCUGCACCUGGCCCUUCUGCCUGAGCACACUACUGUUCCUCCUGCUGACCACCAAAAACCCCAACAUCUACAAGAUGCCCCUCAGUAAAGUCACUUACUCGGAGGAAAACCGCAUCUUUUACCGACAAACCAAGAAAAGGAUGGUGGACAGCCCUCUGUGAGAGCGACCGCCACCCACAGCCAUGGUCCUGAGUCAUUUCCACCUGCCUGCUUCUCCAUUUCAUCCCCAGGUCCCAACAAACUGUUGUUGUUGAUACUAACCGAUGGGUGAUGUGUUCUUAAGCUCAUUUCCUAUUUUUCAUUUGGACUCCAGGAAUAUCUUCAAGCACAUUAGAGCCACAUCCAGCUAAUGUGCUCUCAUAUAGAAGUUGAAACCCCUGUAGGGGUUGGCACUAAGCCUGUAAAGUAUUUAUAAAGUCAAAACGCUCCAACAGGAAGAGGAAGUAAACCAGGAGCUAAUUAUCUAUAUUUGUUGAUGUCUCGGUGUUUUAUUGGCUGGAAGAUGUUAACAGUAUUACAGAUGAAGAUCUGUGAAAACAAUGAAGCCUGGAAUUCUCACAGAAACAGGCUGUUCUUUUCAAAUCAAUGCAUGUUACACAUUAAAGCUGUGGUCACCACAGCAGGUGCAGCCUGGCCGGGCGCUGGCUCCCCAGGUCGUCAGCAGUGUGGCCUCCCUGCUCCACCAUGUGAGUGUGUGUGUGUGUGUGUGUGUGUGGCAUUCUCUAAGGGAGAUAAUUGGUUUUUUUCAGGCCCACAGAGCUGCAGGAGUAGGGAAGGGAUUUUAUCCAUCAACAUUAUUCUGUAACUGUCACUUUUCUCAGAGAUGGCAAAGGACUUUUAAAGGUAGAGUUUAUAAUUUUUCUUGUGAGAAAAUAUAUGUUUUCAGUGAGUUGGAAAAGUUCCUGGUGUAAUCAAUGCCUAGACAUGUUUAUAAAAUACUCAGCAUAGCUAUUUCUACUCUAAUCCCUUAGUUGAUUCUGCGAAUGCCACAAAGGCAUAGUAUCAUCAACAUCUAAGAGCCCUUAAAAGUCACAUUUCUAACUCACUUAAGGAUGACUGGAGGUUAAGGUCAGAUUGUGUACAGGUGUUAUUUUUAGAAAUUGUUGAAUUUGUGAUGUUAAAAAAAAUAUUUCCUGGCCGGCGCCGUGGCUCAAUAGGCUAAUCCUCCACCUUGCGGCGCCGGCACACCGGGUUCUAGUCCCGGUCGGGGCGCCGGAUUCUGUCCCGGUUGCCCCUCUUCCAGGCCAGCUCUCUGCUAUGGCCAGGGAGUGCAGUGGAGGAUGGCCCAGGUGCUUGGGCCCUGCACCCCAUGGGAGACCAGGAAAAGCACCUGGAUCCUGGCUCCUGCCAUCGGAUCAGCGCGGUGCGCCGGCUGCAGCGGCGGCCAUUGGAGGGUGAACCAACGGCAAAGGAAGACCUUUCUCUCUGUCUCUCUCUCUCACUGUCCACUCUGCCUGUCAAAAAAAAAAAAA